AUGGAGAGGGGAAAUCACACAGUGACUGAGUUCAUCUUGCUGGGCUUCUCAACAGACCCGGUAAUGCAAAUGUUCCUUUUUGUCCUGUUCCUUGGAGUAUAUUCUCUGACAUUACUAGGAAACACUACCCUCAUCAUAUUGAUCUGCAAUGACUCCAGGCUCCACACACCGAUGUAUUUCUUCAUUGGAAAUCUGUCUUUUCUGGAUCUCUGGUAUUCCUCUGUCUAUACUCCAAAGAUCCUAGUGACCUGCAUCUCUGAAAACAAAAGCAUCUCCUUUGCUGGAUGUCUGUCUCAGUUCUUCUUCUCUGCCGGAUUGGCCUAUAGUGAAUGCUACCUACUGGCUGCCAUGGCUUAUGAUCGCUAUGCAGCCAUCUCCAACCCCCUGCUUUAUGCUCAAGCCAUGUCAAGGAAGUUGUGCAUCUCUUUGGUUGUGUAUUCCUAUACAGGAGGAUUUGUCAAUGCAGUUAUAUUAACUAGCAACACAUUCACAUUGGACUUUUGUGGUGACAAUGUCAUUGAUGACUUUUUCUGUGAUGUUCCACCUCUCAUAAAGCUGGCAUGUGAUGUCAGGGAGAGUUACCAGUCUGUGCUGUACUUCCUCCUAGCCUCAAAUGUCAUUACUCCCACUCUGCUCAUCUUGGCCUCUUAUCUCUUCAUCAUUGCUGCCAUCCUGAGAAUCCGCUCCACCCAGGGCCGCCUCAAGGCCUUCUCCACCUGCUCCUCCCACAUCAUCUCUGUAACCUUGUACUAUGGCUCCAUCCUCUAUAUCUACUCUCGUCCAAGUUCCAGUUACUCCCUAGAGAGGGACAAAAUGGUGUCUACCUUUUAUACUGUAUUAUUCCCCAUGUUGAACCCCAUGAUCUACAGUCUGAGGAAUAAAGAUGUGAAGGAAGCACUGAGAAAACUUGUCAAUCUCGCUCCUUCUGACAUCUAA
Peromyscus californicus insignis is the source of this 936-nucleotide messenger RNA. RefSeq names its product olfactory receptor 1013-like. Gene Ontology annotation, cellular component: membrane. Gene Ontology annotation, molecular function: G protein-coupled receptor activity; odorant binding; olfactory receptor activity. The record is from RefSeq and is a predicted model, not a curated record. Gene Ontology annotation, biological process: sensory perception of smell; G protein-coupled receptor signaling pathway. NCBI's taxonomy places the organism in Eukaryota, Metazoa, Chordata, Mammalia, Rodentia, Cricetidae.